GGAAUGGCGUCUUUGAGUCCUGGAGAAGAGGAUAUGGAAAGUGCAUCUGAAGGAGAAGGAGGAUGGAGUGAAGUAAGGAAAAAGACUUCAAGAAAGAAGAUAGACAUGUCAAGUGACAGUCUUAGUGAAUCUGAUUCACGGAAUGAGUUGAAGAGAGUAAAGAAAAAGAAUGAGAAUGAAGAUUGGAAAGUGAUUGUGGAGUUUGGUGAGCAAACCGCAGCUAAGCUACAUCCAGUGGCCCUGACUAAAGCAAUUCACAAAGAAAUUGGAUCGAUAAAGCAAGCAAGAUUCCUGAGCAAAGGACGGAUGUUGAUUGAAUUGAUGAAUGCAAAACAACAGGAAAAGUUACUGAAAAUGAAGACCCUGAAUGAAGUUCGAAUUAAAUGCCAUGUUCCUGGAGCAAAUCGGAAAAUACUUGGAGUUAUCAGUGGAGUUCCCAUAGAAAUCGGCAUAGAAGAGCUCAAGAAAGAAAUUAAAGGGGGGAAAGUGUCUGUAGUUAAGCGUCUUCCUACUAGGUAUCAGGGUAAGAUAGUGGAUAGUUUGUCUGUUCUUCUUCAGUUUGAAGAAACAAUUCAACAGAAGAUAAUGAUCGGUUGCAUGAGCUUUCCAGUAAGAGAAUUCAUCCCUAAACUUCUGCGGUGCUUUAAAUGCCAAAGGUUUGGGCAUGUGGCAGACAAGUGCAAAGCAACUAAGCCCAGGUGUCCAACAUGUGCGGGGGAACAUGAAUAUGGUAGUUGUGCUGCAGGUGCUAAGGUGAAAUGUUGUAACUGUGGUGGGGAACAUAGUGCUGCGUAUCAGGGCUGCGAAGUGCAGAAAAAGGCCAAGGAGGUGCAGAGAUUCAAAGUGCAAAAUAAAGUCUCAUAUGCAACAAACAAAAAAGAGGUCAAGACUGAAAACAAUAGUGGAAGCAGCAGGUGAAUUUUUGGGGAUAAAGGAUAUAACCGUUGAAAUGAUGCAUGAUAUGCUAGCCCCCAAUAAUGAUGAUUCACAGAUUAGUGAGUAGAUGAAUGGUUUUUCUCAUUCUUCAGUGGAAUGCUAGAAGCCUUAUUGCAAAUGGACAAGAAUUCAAGACUUAUAUAUAUCAGUUAAAAGAAAAACCAGAUGUUAUUUGUAUUCAAGAAACAUGGCUGAAGACUCAUUUGGACUUCAUAAUUGGGGGAUAUACUGCUAUAAGACAAGAUAGAAAUGAUGGCCAGGGAGGGGGAUGUGCAAUCUUUAUCAGAGAAGUAAUGUCUUAUAGUAGGCUAAUAUUUAAGAACAGUCAUGAUUUAGAAAUAGUGGGUGUAGAAGUUUGGAUUAAUAAAAGGAAAAUUAGUGUCCUGAAUUUUUAUAAUCCAUGUAAUAAACUCAAAAUAGAGGAAUUAGACAGUCUUUGCCAAGGAAAUGAAAUAAUAUGGUGUGGUGAUUUUAAUGCACAUAAUACAAUGUGGGGAGGGAGAUCAACAGAUUACAACGGACAGGUGGUGGAAGACUUAAUGGAGGCAAAGGAAUUUGUUUGUUUAAAUAAUGGGCAAGGUACAAGACUCAAUUUUAGAGAUGGAACAGAGUCUGCGAUCGACCUAACUCUUGUAACAAGUGAAUUAGCUUCGGGUAGCAGUUGGGAAGUAUUGGCAAAUAACAGUAUUGGGAGUGAUCAUCUUCCGAUUAUAAUCAAGUUUGAUAUUAGUAAUGUGGUUGAGCUAGAUGGUAUCAUGAGAUGGACCUUUUCUAAAGCAAAUUGGGAGAUGUUUGCUAAAUUGUGUGAUAAAGAAUUUGAUCAGAUUGAUAUGGCAGGAAGUAUUGAUGAAAUAAAUGAACAAUUUACUUCAAAUAUAAUUAAAAGCGCUAAUCAAACUAUUGGGAAUAAAACUGGUAAACUUA
Molecule: messenger RNA, 1860 nt
Organism: Gymnodraco acuticeps
Lineage: Eukaryota; Metazoa; Chordata; Actinopteri; Perciformes; Bathydraconidae
Exons: 2
Coding region: 4-918 (304 amino acids)
Molecular function (GO): zinc ion binding; nucleic acid binding
Source: RefSeq, a predicted model, not a curated record